UCUCUCAGUCUGAGCUGUAGUUAUCAGAGUCUCUCAGAAACCUCCUCCUGAUAUCAGGACAUCAGAGACACGUUCAGACUGAAAACUGCGUCUCGUUAAAACUAAACUUAGCACCGACACAGGAUUGGCUCUAAGAGAAGCUAAUGCAUUCUUCUGGUUGGUUCACAGACAUGUGGACCUGCUUUGUUUCUUUGUGGUUUAUGCACUUCUUGUCUCUGGAUCAAAGCCUCAGCUGAAGGUAAUGUGAUGUAAUAAACACCAGGGGGCGCCUCCACACAAGGAGUGUAUCCUCUCUCUCUCUCUCUCUCUCAGGAUGCCCUCCCUGCAGCAGACGCUCCUGUUGUCUCUCUCUCUCCCUCUCUCUCUCUCUCUCUCUCUCUCUCUCAGGAUGCCCUCCCUGCAGCAGACGCUCCUGUUCUCUCUCUCGGGGGUCCUGGCCCUCUCAUCAGGCCUCCUCUCAGCGGUGGUCUCAGGUCUCCCCCUCUGGGUGGGGGGGUCGGUGCUGUGCCUCACGGGGGCCGAGCUGGUGAACGCCUCGGGGCCCGAGCUGGAGAAGUUCAGGGGGGAGCUGAGCUAUGGCCUGCUGGGGGGGAGGAGGGUGAGGCAGUGUGGGCUGGGGGGCCGCGCCUCCUCCUUCAACUUCUUCCCAGAGCUGCUGAGCGCCAUCCCAGUGGGCCUCCAUGUCAGCGUCCUCUUCUUCUGUGGUGUGGUGGUCCUCUUCUCCUCCGUGGCCUCCGGCUUCUUCUUCUUCAACGCCUUCGGACGGCCCUACGAGACGCUGCAAGGCCCUCUGGGACUUUACCUGUGGACCGCCAUCAGCUGUGAGACAUUAAAAUCACCUGAUAUCACUGCUUAGACACUUCCUGUUCACAGAUAUCUGCAGGUAGUGAUCAGCUGCUCCCUGUGAGGCGCAGGAAGUGAUUACUGAGGUAAAGAAGCUGAUAAUGGCCGCUAUUAGAGAAACACAGUCCGGGGGGGGGAAAGGAACUGAGACUCCCAGACAAGAAGCUGCUGUCUGAGGGGAUAUCAAGCUUAAUGUGAGGGAACAUAGUGCCAAGUUCAAGGUGAUACCUCCACGAGGCCCGGGGCUGCAGGUGGCGAUGGAUCAAUCAUAGCAACACUAUUUGAAAGAACGUGUGCUUAAAAAGGGUGGGGAACAUUUCAUUUUUCAUUCCAUUUUUUUUUCACACCACUGAAACCGUGGGUUGGAUGCAUUACAGAGUUCAAGUAACAGCCCCCAGUGCCUUUG
Molecule: messenger RNA, 1249 nt
Organism: Notothenia coriiceps (black rockcod)
Lineage: Eukaryota; Metazoa; Chordata; Actinopteri; Perciformes; Nototheniidae
Product: clarin-1-like
Exons: 2
Coding region: 314-856 (180 amino acids)
Biological process (GO): sensory perception of sound; equilibrioception
Source: RefSeq, a predicted model, not a curated record